Messenger RNA from Oppiella nova, 2115 nucleotides. NCBI's taxonomy places the organism in Eukaryota, Metazoa, Arthropoda, Arachnida, Sarcoptiformes, Oppiidae. The record is from the annotation of a GenBank genome assembly.
AUGAAGUAUUACAAUUGUGCCCUCAAACAAUCAGUCAAUAGAGCCAAUAUGUUAGAGAAACAAAGCUAUCUGGAUCGACCGACUAUUAGCCCUGAACAUUUACAGGAAGCUGCUGAAAACCUAUCAACAAUUCGUGAUUUUAUUCGUUUUGGGGUUACAGCUUUACGUCAAUACGAUGCACAUUUGGGUCAAGGUACAGAAGAUUAUUUCGCAGAAAGUUCUGCCUUGGUUUUACAAACGCUUUCUUUGGAAUGGAAGGCGGAUGCUGAAAUUUUAGAUUCAAAAUUAUUGCCAAGUGAAAAAGCUGAGUUUUUAAAUCUACUCGAACGUCGUGUAAAUGAAAGAAUUCCAACCUCUUAUUUACUUAACCUCUCUUAUUUCUUUGGUAAGCCAUUCUAUGUUGAUGAGCGUGUGUUAAUUCCUCGUUCACCAAUUGCUGAAUUGAUCGAAAACCGUUUUGCACCUUAUUGUUUAGAUGAAAAUGGGCAAACGCGUGCAGGCGUGAAUAAUUUACCUGAAAACCCAAAUCCUAAAACACCACAGCGUAUCUUAGAUAUGUGUACGGGUUCAGGUUGUAUUGCGAUCGCGCUGGCAUAUGCAUUCCCUGAUUCAGAAGUAGAUGCAACUGAUAUUUCUAAAGAAGCAUUAGAAGUGGCUUCUAUUAAUGCGGAGCAUCACAAUAAGCAAUAUCAGGUGGCUUUGCUUGAGUCUGAUUUGUUUGCCAAAAUUCCAGCUGAAAAUCAAUAUGAUUUGAUCGUUUCAAAUCCACCCUAUGUGGAUGCCGAAGAUAUGGCAGAUCUCCCGGAUGAAUUUCAUCAUGAGCCUGAACUUGCUUUAGCUGCGGGUCAAGAUGGUUUGGAUUUAGUUCGAAAAAUGUUGGCUCAAGCUGCUGAUUAUUUAACUGAAGACGGUUUAAUCGUAAUUGAAGUGGGUAACUCAGAAUGGGCAAUGAAACAGAAUUUUAAUACGAUUGAUUUUUACUGGUUACAGUUCCAAAAAGGCGGUACAGGAGUCGUAAGCAUGGCAGGUAACAGUAUUGGACAACUCUUCCGUGUAACGACUUGUGGUGAAUCUCACGGCGUAGGCUUGAUGGCAAUUGUUGACGGUGUGCCACCGGGUCUUGAAUUAUCUGCUGAAGAUUUACAAAUUGAUUUAGAUCGUCGUAAACCGGGAACGUCUAAGUUUGCCACUCAACGUAAAGAGCCAGAUGAGGUUGAAAUCAUUUCUGGAGUUUUUGAAGGUAAAACGACAGGAACUUCAAUUGGUUUAUUGAUCCGUAAUACAGAUCAAAAAUCUAAAGAUUAUGGCAAUAUUGCGCAAACUUUCCGUCCAGGCCAUGCAGAUUACACCUAUACGCAAAAGUAUGGUUUCCGUGAUUAUCGUGGUGGUGGUCGUUCAAGUGCACGUGAAACGGCGAUGCGUGUGGCAGCGGGUGCGAUUGCAAAGAAAUUUCUUUUUGAGAAAUUUGCGAUAGUGAUUCGUGGUCAUGUGACGCAAAUUGGUACAGAAAAAGCACAAGCUUUAGAUUGGAAUGAAGUCCCGAAUAAUCCGUUUUUCUGUGGUGAUGUCAAUGCAGUUCCACGUUUUGAGGCGCUGGUGACAUCACUACGUGAACAGGGGACCAGUUGUGGUGCAAAGCUUGAGAUCCUUGCCGAAAAAGUACCUGUAGGUUGGGGUGAACCCGUAUUUGAUCGUUUAGAUGCUGAUAUUGCCCAUGCCAUGAUGUCAAUCAAUGCGGUGAAGGGUGUUGAAAUUGGUGAUGGUUUUGCAGUUGCAGAACAAUUUGGCCAUGAAACCCGUGAUGAACUUAGCACAGAUGGGUUUUUAGCCAAUCAUGCUGGUGGUAUUCUCGGUGGUAUUUCUUCAGGCCAAACCAUCCGUGUAGCGAUUGCGUUAAAACCAACCGCAAGUAUUACUACACCAGGGAAAACCAUUAAUCUAGAUCGUGAAGAUACAGAUGUACUCACCAAAGGUCGUCAUGAUCCUUGUGUGGGCGUGCGUGCGACACCUAUUGCUGAAGCCAUGCUUGCCAUUGUAUUGAUGGACCAUUUUAUGCGUCAUCGUGCACAAAAUGCGGAUGUGGUUGCACCAUUUGCCCCAAUUGAACCUAAAUAG